This is a messenger RNA of Jatropha curcas, 1907 nucleotides long. RefSeq names its product 2-methylpropanoate--CoA ligase CCL4. NCBI's taxonomy places the organism in Eukaryota, Viridiplantae, Streptophyta, Magnoliopsida, Malpighiales, Euphorbiaceae. The record is from RefSeq and is a predicted model, not a curated record.
UGCAAUUAUUUUAGUCAGGAGUCACUCUCGUGACUUAUCUACAAAAACCCCACGUUAUAUAUUUCCCCAUCACCAAUAACACUGGAUACUCAUAAAGCCAGAUGGAAGAGCUGAAACCAAACCCAGCAAAUUCAUCUCCUCUAACACCGUUAUCCUUCUUAGAAAGAGCUGCAAUUGUCUACGGUGAUUGUGCAUCCAUCAUCUACAACAACACCUCUUACACGUGGUCUCAGACCUACCGUCGAUGUCUCCAAGUCGCAGCCGCUCUUUCAUCCGAUGGCUUCACAAGAGGCCACGUCGUUUCCGUUCUCGCUCCCAACACCCCAGCCAUGUACGAGCUUCAGUUCGCCGUGCCGAUGUCCGGCGCCGUCCUAAACAACAUCAAUUCUCGUCUAGACGCGCGUACUGUAUCAGCUCUCCUGCGUCACAGCGAAUCAAAGCUCGUCUUCGUUGAUUUUCAAUCGCGUGAUCUUAUCCUCGAGGCCAUGUCUUUGUUCCCGGCAAAAACUAAUCGUCCUAAACUCGUCCUCAUCACAGAUGAUGAUGAGGCAGCAUCAUCGUCAUCGUUAACCGCUGACUUUUACUGUACUUACGAGAACAUGGUGGAAAAGGGUGAUCCGGAGUUCAAGUGGGUCCAACCGAAGAGCGAGUGGGAUCCGAUGAUAUUAAACUACACAUCAGGUACAACCUCAUCUCCUAAAGGUGUAGUACACUGCCACAGAGGAUUGUUCGUCGUAACCGUUGAAUCCUUAAUUGAUUGGUCCGUUCCAAAACAGCCAAUUUAUUUAUGGACCUUACCGAUAUUCCACGCUAACGGAUGGAGCUACCCUUGGGGUAUGGCAGCCGUUGGUGGGACCAACAUUUGUCUCCGUAGAUUCGAUGCGUCAAUAAUCUACGGCUUGAUCAGCAGACACGGUGUCACUCACAUGUGCGGUGCACCAGUAGUGCUAAACAUGCUAACAAACUCUCCUUCUAACCAACCGUUAAAAAAUCCAGUCCAUAUCUUAACAGCCGGUGCUCCACCACCAGCGGCAGUGCUGAACCGAACCGAGUCACUAGGUUUCGUGGUGAGUCAUGGAUACGGUUUAACCGAAACAGCAGGCCUUGUAGUAUCGUGCGCGUGGAAACCGGAAUGGAACAAAUUUCAGGCGAGCGAGAGAGCGAGAUUGAAAGCAAGACAAGGAGUAAAGAUUGCUGGAUUUACAGAAAUAGACGUUGUAGAUUCGACGGGAGCGAGUGUGAAGCGAGAUGGAUUAUCCAUCGGCGAAGUUGUAUUAAGAGGCGGUUGUGUUAUGCUGGGGUAUUUAAAAGAUCCAAUUGGAACAUCCAAGUGUUUGAAAGAUGAUUGGUUUUACACAGGAGAUGUUGGAGUUAUGCAUAAAGAUGGAUACUUAGAAAUCAAAGAUAGAUCUAAAGAUGUGAUUAUUAGCGGUGGAGAGAAUAUAAGUAGCGUGGAGGUUGAGUCGGUGUUAUAUACUAACCCUGCGGUGAAUGAAGCGGCUGUGGUGGCUCGGCCGGAUGAAUAUUGGGGAGAGACACCGUGUGCCUUUGUGAGUUUAAAAGACGGGUUGACUCAGAAACCUAGCGAGGGUGAUAUUAUUGGAUUUUGCAGGGAAAAUUUGCCUCGUUAUAUGGUGCCCAAAACGGUGGUGUUUAAGAAAGAAUUGCCUAAGACUUCGACUGGGAAAAUCAAGAAAUUUGAGCUCAGAGAAAUUGCUAAAGCAAUGGGUCCUUCAAUAGCGAGUCGCAUUUAGAAGAGUUAACUGAAUCGGCCGAGUUAGGGUGGGUACUGUUGUACUUUUCUAUAUGUAUCUGUAUUGCGUGAGAAAGAAAUAAAAAAGUCUAACCCUAUGGAAUAAAUUUGGCCAGUAUGCUGAUAGGGUGGUCCCAUUAUUUACGUUUUCAAA